Messenger RNA from Metopolophium dirhodum (rose-grain aphid), 3491 nucleotides. RefSeq lists its product as uncharacterized. The transcript has 9 exons. The record is from RefSeq and is a predicted model, not a curated record. Bases 271 to 1506 code for a protein of 411 amino acids. Lineage: Eukaryota; Metazoa; Arthropoda; Insecta; Hemiptera; Aphididae.
ACGACGUAGGUACGAACGGUUAUAAACUACCUACCGAGUACCGACAGCAGUACUAAAACUGCAAUCAAAUCAUGCACAUUCGCUUAAACGUAGUUAAUAUCGUAUUCAUUGUUGUUGUUGUUGUUCGUAUACAAACCACGGCGUCUAUGCUAUACGUUAAGUGAAGUAAUACAUUUUUAGGUGUUUACAUAAUAUUUUUCUUUGUACCUACAGUUGCAUCAAUCUCGGAGACUUGAAUGCAUAUUUAAAGGAAUAAGCUGAAAAUCAAUCAUGGAGAUCUGCGGUAUAAUUGAUAUAAAAGUACCGGCUAAAGGUAGAAAAUUCGGUUCGUGGAAGGCGUGGAAAAGCCAAUGGUGUGAAGUACUCAAAAACGAAAAUCGUAUGAUCAUCAACAUUGGACAUAGUAAGGGAAAUGUUACAUCGUGUUUAGCAGUACCUAACAACGCAAUUAUCUACCGAAUUAAAUCCAGGACUAAAGCCUACGGUUUUGGAAUAUUUUAUGCAGGACAAAAGGAACAACAACCAUGUAUUUUUCUUGCUGGAAAAUCAGAAACCGAGUCACAGAAAUGGAUGAAAUCUAUAAGAGAUGUUUUAAAACCACCAACACAUUUAAAGACAACAAACGAGUAUACUGUAUCGAUAAUUGACAACGAACAUUCUAAAACGGCUGGUUUAACCGGCCUAUAUGGUACUCUAUCUGUAAAGUCAGAAGAAAUAUUGGUGACUGACCCACACACAGGAAAAAUCAAAGUAACACUCCAUUGGACACAAAUACAAUGUAGUUACUUACCUCUGCCGGCCGUAUCAGAUGAUUUACAUAGAGUGUGCACAAUACGCACAAACAGCAAGUUUAAAGCGGGCGAUGGUGACUUAGAACUGUACUGCACGGAAGCCGACGAGUUGCACAACGAGCUGUUGUCUUGCCCGCGACCGUUGCCCAGGAUCGCCACCACGCCAUUGCCGCCGACGCCCAAGGACUGCAGACAGGUGCGCUACGACCAUUGGUCCGCCGCCGAUUCACCUUCGACGACGCCGCCACGGCGUCUGCUGGAGUCCAGACGAAUGAGCAGGAGCGAGGGCGAUCUAAAGAAGUUCGUCAUGCAACAAUCCGCACCCACGCUGAGGUCGGCCGGUUCCCAACAACAUCUCGUGCUCAUGCCCAGGUCCAACGGUUUGGCGCAAAAGAGUUCGUCGCACUACCUGUUGACCAGCGUGGGAUUGCUAUUGGCCACACCAGGAUACAGUGAACCCAACUCGAUGCAAGACUUACGGCUGAUCGACCAACACCUGCUCAGUACACGUUUACAAGGAAUAGUGGACGAAGAAAGCGCGGACGCUGAUGGAAAGAGCGAGGAAGACGAGGAUUACGAAGACAUGUUGCACAUGGAUAUUGAACAGACGAACGAUGUACCGCCACCAUUACCGCCGAGACAAUUGAAAUAUGUCACCAUGGCCAAUCUAGGAGGAAACAACAAAUUAUACAUUUCCGGUCCAGUACCUAUAUGACAUAUAUACAUGUAUAUAGUAUAUCUACUACUUAUGUAUAUAGAUAAAAAAUAAGUAUACCGUACCUAUAUUAGAAAUAAGUCCAUAAACCACGAGGAACAUUUUGUGGACGCCGCCGACGUCGUCGUUCGAAUGAUUGACGUCUAGACGAUAAAUCCAAGCAAUGUGGCUAUCUGCUGAACAUAUUUUGAAUAACUCUUCGGAUACCGUACUUUUCAUUCCUCCUGCACAGUUCAAGGAAACCACGGAUGAGAAUUACCGUCGGACUUCGAUUGAAGAUAAUAUUAUAUUAUUAUGGAACAUUGCAUGUCCGCAUAUUAUAAUAAUUGUUAUGAGAACCACACGACGCGUCGCGCGAAUGUCACGAUACCUACUGGACAGCGUGUGGUUUAACGCCCAAAACGUUUCGUGCACAAACAAUAUUAUAUUGUAUUAUUAUUUAUUGUUAGAGUAGUUAUUAAUUAAACACACCCAUACAUAUUAUUAUUAUUGGCGUUAAGAUCCUGUAUCGAAUACGGAAUAAUAUAAUAUACCUUGUAUUCGAUCUUAACUUGUGAGGAGAAAAACUAUUAGUUGCAUAUUCUAGACAACAGUUUGUUUUUGACAUCAGGUCAUAUGACUCUCGGUAUAUAGCGGAUAUUCCCCCCCGCUUAGGACAUUUCCUCCAAAGAAAAUAUAUUAAAACAUAUAAUAUAAUAUAUUAUUAAGUAUCUACCUACCUAAUGUCGAGCUAUCUCAAAAUGUCCACCAAAUACUUCAAUUAAAUAAUACUUAAUAUAUAUCUAUUAUAUAUUUAUAUGAAUCGCAGACCCCCCCCAACCCUGACGGUUUUCGGUGUAUAGUAGGACAUUUUCCCCCGAUAUAUUUUUGAUGCAGACAUUUAACCCCCCCCCCAUUUUUUUAAAAGUUACUAUUUAAUAAUAUAAUAAAUUAUAGAUGUAUAUUUUUGAUUAACUGAACUACUUGAAUCAAAUUCACAAGCAAUUAUUAAAUUGUUAAAUAUUCAAACUGGUACAGUUUUAACAAAAAAUAAAAAAUAAAUAUGAACAAAGGCUAAAAAAUGUAAGUUAAGAAAUAACAUUAGAAUUCGAAUGUAUCAUUUUUAUGUUGGAAUAUUUAUAGUAAUUAAAAAUGUUUCGUACCUACCUAUUAAGAAAUGUAUAUCAUUUAUGUAAUAUUCAAUAUUAUUGUAUGGCCGUAUAGGAAUUUAUCUUACAUGAUAAAUUUGUAAGAUCAUAAUAUUAUAUUAUAACAAAAAUAAUACAAUUAAUGUACCUAAUAUAAAUGUUACUUACCUAUGAUUUGUAUUUGAACCUUAAAUAAAAAGACCAGAUCUUAUCAUAUAACAUUUCCUUGUUGGUUUAUCAACAAAGCCACAUCUAAAAUGUUAUCUACUUAUAUAAAGUAUAUGUAGGUAGGUACUUAUUAGGUAAGAAUUUUAGAUUUUAAGCAGAAUGAUAAAUGUAUAGGUUUUUUUUUAAUCAUGUUAUGAGUGUUUUUCAAAUUUAACACCAGGCUCCUAAAAUAAUAUUCUUACGAACUAAAAAUUUUAAUAUAUCGUAAACAUAUUAUAACAAUAUUUGAUUUUACGUGGGUUUGAAGUUUAAAUUUUGACGAAAUAUAACCAUUUUUCCUCAAUUGAUUUUAGUUAUUUUGUUGUGUAUUAAAAGGAAUUAACACACCUGACACUAUUUUUUGCUAUAUUAAGCAUAAUAUUCUCUAACCUCUAUACCUAACCUAUUACCUACACAAAGUAAUUUUCAAAAUAUUUAGUUAGGUACACUAAUUCUAAGUUACCCAUAAGGCCAUAGAUCAUACAAAAGUAGAAUCUAUACAUUCACACUACUUUAUAGGUAUGCGGUACUCCAGUAUUAACUUAAGGUAUAUGAAAAAAAAUCGGUUCAACCUACAGAAUUAAGAAAAUAUUUAGAAUUAGGCUAUUAGGGUUACGAUAUUUAUGAUUAUGAACUUGAACAUUCUCAAAA